UUAACACGGGACACACACACACACACCGGAGCGAACAGAGGACACACACACACACACACGCUCACUCACACUCAGCUGAGGUCCACCUGUCCUGCAGGGAUUGUUUUCUUGUCGGAGUCCGCUGACGGGUGACCUGUCACCAUGUUCAAGAAAAGGACCAAGUCCACGGCUAUAACGCAGCCGAAGACAACGGCUCCGUCAACAGAACUGAGCGCUCUGAUCGAGAAACUGCAAAAGAAUGCUGAUAAAGUGCAGAAGAACAUCUAUGACGUCGAGCAGAACCUCAACAAGGAUGUGAGUAAGAUUAAUGAGGGGAAGCCGACGCUGUAUCAGGAUGACACCAACAAGCGAAUCCUCAACUCUCUGGAGCUGCUCACUGGCCUGGACGAGGACGCCGUCGAGGCAAAGCGCCUCCAGCAUCCACAGGCCGAGAUGAUAGAACAAGACAUGAAGCAGCUGCGUGACAGAGUGAUGAAGCUGAGAGAGGACCAUGACCAUAUCUACCACCUGAGCCGGACUGAGGGGAAGCCCAGCAUCAACUGGGGCACCAUGAUGGACGAUAAACUGGCCAACCUGAACAAUAAAGGCUUUGGAGAGGACCUGCCGUCUGUGGAGAACGAGGUGGAGGAACACAACAUCUUCCACAGUGAGGUGGAGGCUCUGGCCCCGCACAUCUCCACCAGUGGAGACAAGGAAUACGUCAGUGGCCUCCAGAUGAAGUACAACAAAUUGCUGGCCAGUUCCACCGCUCGUCAGCGCAACCUGCUGAGCCUGCGGGACUACAUGCAGCGCUGCACCAAUGAGCUGUACUGGAUGGACCAGCAGGCCGAGGAGAGGCUCAACUACGACUGGAGCGACGCCAACCUGGGCUACCCCGCCCGCCAGAGGCAGUAUGAGAACUUCAUCAGCAAGUGUCUGGAGUCCAAGGAGGCCACCAUCACCAAGCUGAAUGACGACGGGGAGAAGCUGAUCGCCUCUGACCAUCCAGGGAAGAACGUCAUUUCGGCUCAUAUGGAGGCAGUCCAUGCUGACUGGAAGGAGUACCUGAACCUGCUCAUCUGUGAGGAGAACCAUCUCAAGCAGAUGGAUGAGUACCACAAGUUCCACAAGGAGGCUCGGGACACCCAGGACCUGCUGAAGCGGCUGGAGAAAGAUAUUAGCCAGAAGUACGACCCGGAGUUUAAAGAUGUGUAUCAGAUGGAGGGUCUGAUCCAGGAGUUAGAUGACCAAGCCAAAGCCAUGAACCACUUUGAUGAGCGGGUCAGUGCUCUUCAGAAGCGCAGCCUGCAGGUCGUGCCUCUGAAGUACCGGCGGGAGACCCCCCAGAAGCUGCUGCCCGUGGAGGCCCUGUGCGAAUACGACACAGAAGAUGGGCAGAUUCUGCGUGGGGAGAGGUACACUCUGCUCCGGAACAAUGGGAACAAAUGGGACGUGAAGGAUACGCACGGACGUAAAUACACUGCUCCAGCCGUCUGCUUCAUGAUCCCCCCCACUGACCCCGAGGCAGUGGCCAUCGCUGACAACAUGGCCAGCCAGCAAAAAGCCGUCAAGCAAAAAAUGGCAAGCAGCAAGGGAGUUCUGCAGAAACGCUACGAUGAGCUGAGGAAGGCGAGUGGGACCGGCACAGCUACAGACAAGCAAGAGCAGCAGUGCCGCCAGCUGAUGGCUGGUCUGGAUAAGGUUGUCAGUGACCUGGACAAACAGGAAAAGGCUAUUUAUUCUCGAGUGCGCCCACCACUGGAGCAGAGCAGGCCACUGCAGGACAGCUCCGACCGCCUGCAGGAUAUGAAGGACAUUGCUACCGCUGUCAAGAAGAUUGAGCCAGAGAAGUCAUCUAAAGUGCAGGAAGCAAAGAACUUCUUGGUCUCAAACCCAAACUGUGCCAGCGCUCCUCAACUCCACAGCAAGGUGGAUGGAGCCAACAAAAAGUACACCAAAGUUGAGCAGCUUCUUCAGUGCUCUGAGGAGAAACUGAAGAAUUCCAACCAGCUGGAGAAUUCCAUUCAAAAUGGCAAGAAUUUUCUCUCCACCAUUGAGAACAGGCUGGCCAGGGAGGAGGUGGCUCCAGCCGACAUGUCGUCCCUCGAGAAAACACAGCGUGAACUUGCAGAUGCUGCAUCAAACCUGAGGUCCAAGAGGUCACUUAUCACUGACACAGAGCAGAACCUUCGCUUGGCCAAAGGCAGCUGCGACAACAUGGCCACCAAAUUCCAAGAGCACUGCCCCGACAUUGAGAAGCAGCAAGCGGAGGUCGAGAAGCUCAACAAGCGCUACAACAACCUCAACAAGCAGCUCGACUCCAGGUCUCAGAGCUUGCAGAGAGCAAAGAUUUCGUACAACAAUUACCGCAAUGAUUACGACAAUCUGAACAACUGGUUGUCUCGUGUCCCAAACUACGAGCCCCGUGAAACUGAUGACGCGAGACAAGUGGAAACCAAGCUGAAGAAUCAGAGGAACUUGCUCUCUGAUCUUGCAAGAAAGGAGUCUGACUUGAACAACGUCUCCAAAAAUGCUCAGCUUUACCAGCAAGCUGUCAGAGACUAUGAGAAUGAAACUGAAAAGUUCCGAUCCAUCCUUGACCUUGAGGAUGGCGUUGUAUCUCAGACAUACAAGAGGAGCAGACUGGAAUCACCUGCACUGGUUGUCAAGGCAGAGGAAGCUGCUAUUGAGGCUAAGUUUACUGAGGUUAAUGCUGUGAGCAAACAAAAGCUACAGAAUCUGGAGUUUGCCCAGAGUCUUCUCAACCAGCAACCGGACACCACUGUAAUCCAGGCUACAAAUGUCCGGUCGGUCAAUGCUGCUGCCCCGGGACAAGAGACAUGGAGAAUCAAGAAGCAGCUGGAGGACGAGAUCCAAAGGAGGGAGCAGCUUGAGAGAGAAGUUGAAUCCAUCCAGACUGACAUCUAUGUCCUUGAAGGGCAGAAGCCCCAGGACACAAUUGUCAAGAAGGAGCUGAUCAAAAAGGUCGCUGACCCGCAGCUGGAUGAGGAAGUCCAUAAGGUCCAGCAGAAACUCUCGGAGGAGCGCCGCACUACCCAUGUUUUGGAGAAUGACCUUGAGGUACUUAAGUUGAAGUUACGCGGCCUGGAGACGGAGAUCAAAGAAGGGGCACAGCAAUAUACUGUGAAGGAGGUCUUGCGUAUAGAAAAAGACCGUGGUCAGGAGGAGGAGAUGCGCAAGCUUCGCGAGGCGCUCGAUGAGCUAAGACGGCAGAAGAUGACGAAAGAUUCUGAGCUGAUUGAGAUACAAAAGCAGGUGACACUCCUGGCUGAGGAGAAGAACAGGGAGCAGGAGGUGAUCACCGAAGAGGAAGUGAUCAAAGUCCAGAAUGAUCCACAACUUGAGACAGAGUACAGAGUGCUCCUUGACAGGAAGCAGAAGGAAAUGGAUGGCAGGAAGCAGCUAGAGGAUGAACUUCAGUUUCUUCAGGAGAAGCUCAGAAGGAUGGAGAAGGAGAAGGCAAUGGCAGAGGAAAAGAUCUCUAUCAAGGAGGUGCUAAAAGUCGAGAAAGAUGUCGCCCUCGAAAGAGAGGUGGAAAACCUCAGAAGGCAGUACGAAGACGAGAAGGCCAAACGAAGAUCAUCACAGCGGGAAAAGGCUGACCUUCAGAGGAAAAUUACCAGUCUCGAGGAGGAGAAGUCCAAAGUCGUCAUUCAAGAGAAGGUGCGGGAGAUUGUCCGCCCUGACCCCAAGGCUGAGAAUGAAGUUGCCAAUCUCCGGCUUGAACUCGUAGAGCACCAGAGGCGCUACAAAGAUUCAGAGCUCCAACUUCGAUCCCUGCAGGAUGAGCUGAACAUGCUGAGGAACAGAGGGCCUCAAGUGGAGGUCAAAGAGAUCAUCAAAGAAGUCAUCAAAUACAAGACGGAUCCGCAGACGGAAAGAGAACUGGAGAGACUUCGCAUCGAAAUUGUAGACAAAACCCACCACACUGAGAAAGCCGAGAUGGAAAUCCGUCAGCUUCGUGAUGAGAUUCAGAGAUGGAGGGACACCAAACCCCAAGUGCAGACGAAGGAAGUGGUCAAUGAGGUGCUGCAAUACAGAGAAGACCCCAAGACCAAGGAAGAAAUUGAGAUCCUCAAAAAGAAACUGGCUGAUGAACAGAGUAAACGCCUUGACCUUGAGAGAGAACGGUCAGCCCAAGAAGAGAAAAUCCGACUGAAGAAAAUGGAUCUGUCUCAGGUCCGUGAGAAAAUCGUUCACCAAGAAGUGGUCAAGAUGGAAGAAGAUGUUGUCCUCAAGUCAGAGUGUCAGACCUUCUCACAAAACAUCAGCAAUGAGCAGAAACAAAAGGAGAGCCUGAAAAUGGAACUCAACCAACUGCAGAGACAAAAGGCUGACCUGGACAUGCAACUGGAAGAACUGGAGCGUGAGCGCAAGGCAAGGCGCGAUGCAGAAUUGGAGAUCCAAAGGCUCCGGGUCAGACUUCAUGAGCUGGAGAUCCGUGAUAAAGAAAACCGUGAGAAAGUGACCGUCAAACAGAAGGUAGUCCUGCAGCAGGAUCCCCAGCAGGAGAAGGAACACUCCAUGCUCAAACUUCAGCUGGAAGAAGAGAGGCACAAACGCACUCUGCUUGAGAAAGAAUUGAAUGCUCUCAUCCAGCAGCAGCUCACCCUGGAGAAAAUGGAUGUGAAGGAAAGAGUUGUCCGCACGGAGAAAGUCCAAGUUGAGAGAGACCCAGAGGCAGAGUUUGAGAUUGAAAACCUAAAGAGGACUCUGGAAGAGGAGAAAAGGAGGAGGCGAGAACUUGACCAGGAGCUGACCAUACUCACCACCAGAUACUCUGACAUGGAGUUCUCGAACACCAAGUCUUCUAAAGAACUGGACUACAUCCGUGAUGAAAGUAACCGGCUGGUGCAAGAGAACCAAAGGCUGCAGAAUGAGAUCCGCAAACUUCGCUCAGAAAUUGAGAUCACCACCAAAGAGACUCGUCUUAUCACCGAGUCAGCACCAAGGGAGGAUGGAAAGAACCUGGAGCUGAGGCUUGAUUCUCUACAGAGAGAACUCGCAGAGCUCAGGCGCAUAACCACACAGAAGGAUGAAGAGAUCGAGAGGCUUCAAAAGAACCUGACAGCAGUGAGAAUGAAGAAGGAACAGAGGGAGAGUCAUCUCCGCAGAUCCAUCGUGGUCAUCGAUCCAGAUACGGGCAAAGAGAUGCGACCUGAAGAGGCCUACAAGCUAGGGCUGAUCGACUGGAAGAUGUUUGUCAACCUGCAGAGCCAGGAGUGCGACUGGGAGGAGAUUACAGUGAAGGGGCCCAAAGGAGAGUCCUCGGUUCUUCACGACAGAAAAUCAGGGAAGAAGUUCUCUAUCGACGAUGCUCUGCGUCUUGGGCAUAUCACAGAUUACCACCUUCAGCAGUACAUAAACAAAGAAAUCUCCAUCCAGGAGUUUGGAGUAAUGGUGUCGGGCAAGAAGUGAAUGCAAACAGGAAAGGGUGGCGCAGUUUCAUUCUGAUUCUUCAAGAUUUCUUCUGUUUCAUUCCCGUUGAUUAUGAAUCCCUUUGUUUCAUUGUACUUCCAUUUUGACUUUAAAACUAUGGUGACUUGGCUUUUUUUUUUUGUACUUUAUUCAUGAUUCCUAAAUGCACUCUGUAUUUAUUUGCUUAUGCAUAUUCAAAUUUGUGGUACUGGCAUCAAUAUAUGGAUAUAUAUUGCAAUUGUUACAGCCUAACAUAACAUAUAUAACAUAUUAUGUGAUAAAACAUAACAUUUUACGUGGAAGGUAAAGUUUUGGCAGCUGAGCUUUAAAUUCUUUCACUGGGUACUUGGGUAAACAGCAUAUGUUUGAUUUAAUAUUGCCAUUGACAUUCAACAGGGUACCAAAUGUUUCAUAUUGGUGGGGUUUCCCAGGGUUCUCUGAUGUGUACUCUGCAAGCUUCAAUAAAAGUCGAAUCAAACUGGAAAAA
Messenger RNA from Acanthopagrus latus (yellowfin seabream), 5905 nucleotides. RefSeq names its product periplakin (gene ppl). The record is from RefSeq and is a predicted model, not a curated record. Gene Ontology annotation, cellular component: membrane; cytoskeleton; cytoplasm. Lineage: Eukaryota; Metazoa; Chordata; Actinopteri; Spariformes; Sparidae. Gene Ontology annotation, biological process: wound healing; intermediate filament cytoskeleton organization. Bases 142 to 5418 code for a protein of 1758 amino acids. The transcript is spliced from 22 exons. Gene Ontology annotation, molecular function: cadherin binding; structural molecule activity.